AUGGCUAAAGGAAGUUCUGAAGCCAAGGGAGCCGCCAGCUCUAAGCCUGCUAAGCCUGUUGAGGUUCCUGAGGGUACUGGGGACGCUGGUCCGUCUGGUACUGAUCAUGUCGUUGAAGCUGUAGAGGAAGCCGUUACUGAGCUUGGUUCUGAGGAAAACUCUGAGGAUGACUCGUCGGACCCUAAAGCCUUGCAUGUGGAGGUCUCAACUGCCGUGGAAAGGCUCGCCAGCGUCCGUGUCGUACCCACCUCUGUGGUACGGACCGGGUCUGCGCCGUGUAGUGCCGGGGAAGUGGUUGGUGCAGAGUACGAAAUACCUAGUAGGACCAGGUUAUCCGUCAUAAUUCUGUCGAGGAGCAAGGAUGGGGGUGCGCCAAUGCCGUACCAGACCACUGAUGCAUUCGAGACGGGUGAGGGUACGGUGGUUCUUCCACAUGCUGGAGAAAAGAUCCAAGGUGUUUGUGGAGGGUCCAGAUACCAUGGAAGUCGUGGCACUCUUGUAAUUGCUGGAGGAGGUCAGGGCCAAUGGGCGGCAGUUUCGGGCCUACCAGGAUGCAUCGAACCAGUUGUUGGAUGCAGGUACAUAAUUUUGUUGAGGAGCGAGGAUGGGGGUGAGCCAAUGUCGCACCAGACCACUGAUGCAUUCGAGAAUAACACUGCGCGUAAUACUAAGAAACCUCGCACUACUGCUGGAGGUGGUAUAGGCUCUACUUCUACUGAACCAAAGGGUGAAAGGAAGGAGAGGGCAUCUUGCAAAAAGUGUGGUUACAAUCUCACUAAACGUGAUGGCAAGUGGAAUGGUAAACACGACUCUGUUAAGUGUGCACCAGGCAAGCCAAACUUUGGACACUAUUUGAAAGAGUGUACUACUUGCAAGGGUACUAACGGUUGGCACAAAGAUGAUUGCAAGGACAUGCCGGACGUCCAAGUUAAGCACUGA
Sphaeroforma arctica JP610 is the source of this 939-nucleotide messenger RNA. RefSeq lists its product as hypothetical. The coding region runs from base 1 to 939 and encodes 312 amino acids. The record is from RefSeq and is a predicted model, not a curated record. NCBI's taxonomy places the organism in Eukaryota, Ichthyosporea, Ichthyophonida. The transcript is spliced from 4 exons.